AUGGACCCCGACAACAUGGAAAAGACGGCAUUCAUCACCCCCAGGGGCCUCUUCUGCUACCUGGUUAUGCUGUUCGGUCUUAAGAAUGCGGGGGCCACAUUUCAAAGAAUGGUAUACCUAUUGUUCGGAAUGCUCAUUGGAGAGAUCAUGGAAGCCUAUAUUGAUGAUAUGGUCGUCAAAAGUCUCAAAGCCGAGAACCACCUCUCUCAUCUUGCCGAGGUCUUUGCAAUACUGAAGAAGUACAAGCUACGGCUAAAUGCCGACAAAUGCGCCUUCGGAGUUAGUUCCGGGAAGUUCCUCGGUUAUCUGGUCACUCGGCGUGGAAUCGAAGCAGAUCCGAGCCAGAUCUCAGCUAUUCAGCAAUUAAAACCACCAUCAACUCCUCGGGAAAUUCAGAAGCUAACAGGGAUGGCAGCGGCCCUCAACAGCUCGGCACUUAUCCGACGGGAAGGCUUUGAAGACCAACCAAUUUACUUCACUAGCCGAACCUUACUCCCAGCACAAACCAGAUAUCUGCCACUGGAGAAGCUUUUUCUAGCAUUGGUUACAGCAGCUCGAAAAUUGCUCCCUUAUUUUCAGGAGCACCCCAUCAUAGUCCUCACAGAGUUUCCACUUAAAAACCUCUUAAAGAAGGCCGACCUUUCAGGUCAGGUAUCUCAGUGGGCGGUCGAGUUAGCAAAUUUUGAUAUUCAUUUUGAGUCUCGAACAGCAAUCAAGGCCCAAGUAUUAGCAGAUUUCAUUGCAGAAUUCUCCCCUGGCAGCCCGGACGAAGAAGCAUUGGUUAAGCCUAAUUAUGGAAUGCUAGAACAACAAGAGGCUCGAAAAACGUGGAACUUAUUUAGUGGAGACGCUUGGAAGCUGCACGUUGAUGGGGCAUCAAACAGCAACGGUGCGGGUGCAGGGGUUGUCCUUCUGAUCGUUAACCAAAUAACAGGGGAUUAUGAAGCUCGGGACCCAAGGAUGAUAAAGUAUCAGGCUACGGCUCUUGAGCUAAUCCAAGGGUUCAAGGGAUUCCACAUUGAACAGAUCAACAGAGAGAACAAUGCUCAUGCCGAUGCUCUGGCAAGUUUAGCCUCGGCAAGCAAAGCAUCUGAAUAUAGACACAUCAGCCUCAGCGAGAUCCACCAGCCAAGCUUCGAAGCCUCGGAAGAAGUUCUCAGCAUUUCAGUCGGUCCUAGCUGGAUGGAUGAGAUUGUCUCGUUCCUCAAGAAUGACACGCUCCCCUCCUACAAAAAGGAGGCCCACUGUGUACGCAGGAAAGCAGCCCACUAUUGGAUCUCUGAGCACGGCCAACUCUACAGGAAAAGCUUCACAGGGCCAUAUCUUCGAGUUGUUCAUCCAACUGAGGUCCCAAUUAUUUUGACCGAACUUCACUCUGGAAGCUGUGGUUGUCACUCCGGCGGGCGUUCCCUCUGUCAAAGAGCUCUCAGUCAAGGAUACUUCUGGAAAGGAAUGAAGAAGGAUUGUGAAGAAUGGGUGGAAGCCGAGCUACUAGUCACAACAACUGAAGCAGACGUUCGGAGAUUUGUUUGGAGGAACAUCGUCACAAGAUUCGGCGUGCCUUAUGCAAUUGUUUCAGAUAAUGGCUCCCAAUUCGUCGGCAAAGAGUUAAAAGGACUUUGCGCUGAGUUCGGAAUUAGGUUUUUCAAUUCAACCCCAUCCUACCCCCAGGGCAACGGCCAGGCCGAAGCAACAAACAAGACUGUCUGCGCUGGCAUCAAACGUCGGCUAGACUCUAAACGAGGAAAAUGGGCCGAAGAACUGCCUCGGGUCCUCUGGGCCUACCGCUCCACUCCAAGACACUCCACUGGCCAAACUCCCUUUGCAAUGGUCUUCGGCAUGGAGGCUGUCAUCCCACUUGAAUCCAGGUUCCCAACCCUGCGCACUGAAACUUUUGAUCCACAAACCAACAAUGAUGCAGUAGCAACCGAGCUUAUUUUAGCCGACGAAAAGCGAGACGAUACCCAGCUCAAAUUAGCUAACUAUCAGCAGGAAGUCGCUCGGGGCUACAAUAGGAACGUAAGGCUCAAGAAGUUCAGAACCGACGACUGGGUCUGGAGGAAAGUUGUCCGAGACAAUCAAAAGACUAAAUUCAAACCGAAUUGGGUAGGACCCUACAGGGUGAUUAAGGAGGUCGGCAAUGGCUCAUACAAAUUGGAAGACAAAGAAGGAAGGGAAAUUGAAAACCCCUGGAAUGCUCUAAACCUCAGGAAGGCAUACCUUUGA
Rhododendron vialii is the source of this 2226-nucleotide messenger RNA. RefSeq lists its product as uncharacterized. Gene Ontology annotation, molecular function: nucleic acid binding. Bases 1 to 2226 code for a protein of 741 amino acids. The transcript is spliced from 4 exons. The record is from RefSeq and is a predicted model, not a curated record. Gene Ontology annotation, biological process: DNA integration. Lineage: Eukaryota; Viridiplantae; Streptophyta; Magnoliopsida; Ericales; Ericaceae.